AUGAACCUAAGCUUCUUCGAUCAAUUCAUAAGCCCUCAUCUACUAGGAAUCCCACUAAUCCUCCUCUCUACAUUAUUCCCAGCCCUCCUCCUCCCCACACCAGGAAACCGAUGAAUUACUAACCGACUUUCCACCUUACAAUCAUGAUCCCUUCACCUAAUUGCAAAACAACUUAUAACUCCACUAAACAAAAACGGCCAUAAAUGAGCCCUUAUCCUAACAUCACUAAUGACACUCCUCCUCAUAAUUAACCUCCUAGGCUUACUACCUUACACAUUCACCCCAACUACCCAACUAUCUAUAAACAUAGCCCUCGCCUUCCCACUCUGACUCGCUACCCUCCUGACAGGCCUACGAAACCAACCCUCUGCUUCCCUAGGACACCUUCUCCCCGAAGGGACGCCAACCCCACUUAUCCCAGCCCUAAUCAUGAUCGAUACCACUAGCCUCUUAAUUCGACCACUAGCAUUAGGGGUCCGCCUCACAGCAAAUCUCACAGCAGGCGACCUAUUAAUCCAACUCAUCUCUAUAGCCACCACCGCCCUACUCUCAAUCAUACCAGCCAUCUCAAUCCUAACUACACUAAUCCUACUCCUACUAACAAUCCUAGAAGUAGCUGUAGCUAUAAUCCAAGCCUACGUCUUCGUCCUCCUUCUAAGCCUCUACUUACAAGAAAACAUCUAA
Apus apus (common swift) is the source of this 684-nucleotide messenger RNA. The record is from the annotation of a RefSeq genome assembly. NCBI's taxonomy places the organism in Eukaryota, Metazoa, Chordata, Aves, Apodiformes, Apodidae.